Molecule: messenger RNA, 1942 nt
Organism: Candoia aspera
Lineage: Eukaryota; Metazoa; Chordata; Lepidosauria; Squamata; Candoiidae
Gene: METTL3
Product: methyltransferase 3, N6-adenosine-methyltransferase complex catalytic subunit
Exons: 11
Coding region: 70-1821 (583 amino acids)
Cellular component (GO): nucleus; RNA N6-methyladenosine methyltransferase complex
Molecular function (GO): mRNA m(6)A methyltransferase activity; mRNA (2'-O-methyladenosine-N6-)-methyltransferase activity
Source: RefSeq, a predicted model, not a curated record
UCAGCACUUCCGGAUCUUUGCCCCAUUUUCUCCUUGGUUGCUAUAGAUGCCGCCGGGCACGCCGGGGCCAUGUCUGACACUUGGAGCUCGAUCCAGGCUCACAAGAAGCAGCUGGACUCGCUGCGGGAGCGGCUGCAGCGGAGGCGCAAACAGGAGCCUCUGGACCUCAGGAAUCCAGACCUGGUGCUCAGCCCUCCCUUCCGCAGUGACAGUCCAGUGCCUUCCUCCAUCACCCCCAGCACUGCCACAGAGCCAGGAGAUUUAGUGACUGACCCUGAAUUAGAGAAGAAGAUCCUCCAUCACCUUUCGGACCUGGGGCUGGCGCUGCCCACGGAUGCUUUAACUAUAUGCCAAGCCAUUUUCACGGGCUGGGACUUAGAAACUAAGCUUGUUGAUGGCGUGAUCCUUGUGCUCUUGCAGGCUGAAGAAGCCCCUGCCAACCAACGGAGUGUGGAGAGCCUCUUGCAGAAAUUUGCUGCCCAGGAACUCAUUGAAGUGAAGCGUGGGCUCCUCCAAGAUGACGGCCAGCCCAUGCUGGUCACGUACGCCGACCACUCCAAGCUCUCAGCCAUGAUGGGGGCCGUGGCUGAGAAGAAGGGCUUGGCAGAAGGAGCAAAGAGGCGAGCAGAGCAGGAUGCUGGGAUUUCCGUCUCUGCUCCAGGAGCUUCUCCCUUGACUUUGGCCAGUUCUGAGCCUCUCAAAGAGCCACCCAAGAAGUCACGCAAGCAGGCCUCUGACCUUGAUCUGGAGAUUGAAAGCCUGCUGAGCCAGCAAUCCACAAAGGAGCAGCAGAGCAAGAAGGUGAGUCAAGAAAUUCUGGAGCUGCUGAACACAACAACAGCCAAGGAGCAGUCCAUUGUGGAAAAGUUUCGUUCACGGGGCCGGGCACAAGUCCAGGAGUUCUGUGAUUACGGAACCAAGGAGGAAUGCAUGAAGGCCAGCGAUGCUGAGCGCCCCUGCCGGAAGCUGCACUUCCGCCGCAUCAUCAACAAACACACGGACGAGUCCCUAGGUGACUGCUCCUUUCUCAACACCUGUUUCCACAUGGACACCUGCAAGUAUGUGCACUAUGAGAUCGACGCCUGCACAGACCUGGACGCCCCUUGCGGGCGGGAACUUCAUUCGGGCCAAGAGCUGGCACUGCCACAAGGUGUGGGGAGAGAUCCCAGCGUGGACCGCCUCUUCCCCCCACAGUGGAUUUGUUGCGACAUUCGCUACCUUGAUGUGAGCAUCUUGGGCAAGUUCGCUGUGGUGAUGGCUGACCCACCCUGGGACAUCCACAUGGAACUUCCCUACGGGACACUCACAGAUGACGAGAUGAGGCGUCUCAACAUCCCUGUGCUGCAGGACGAGGGGUUCCUCUUUCUCUGGGUUACGGGCCGAGCCAUGGAAUUAGGCCGCGAGUGUCUUAAUCUAUGGGGGUAUGAGCGGGUGGAUGAGAUCAUCUGGGUGAAAACCAACCAGCUGCAGCGUAUUAUCCGGACAGGACGGACAGGCCAUUGGCUCAAUCAUGGCAAGGAGCACUGCUUGGUCGGGGUUAAAGGAAACCCCCAGGGCUUCAACAGAGGUCUCGACUGUGACGUCAUUGUGGCAGAGGUUCGCUCCACUAGCCACAAGCCAGACGAGAUUUAUGGCAUGAUCGAGCGGCUUUCUCCAGGAACCCGCAAGAUUGAGCUCUUUGGGCGACCUCACAACGUGCAACCCAACUGGAUCACACUUGGCAACCAGCUGGAUGGGAUCCAUUUGCUGGACCCUGAUGUGGUGGCUCAAUUCAAGCAACGCUACCCAGAUGGAAUCAUCUCAAAGCCCAAGAACAUGUAAUGAGGGAAGAGAGAUUACAAUGGACCAAUAGAAGAGAGACUACAGCAGACUCCCGUUGUUUGUUUUGGAAGGAAAAUGGGAGGCAAUACGAGAAGAGUGUAUAUUCUAAUCUUUAGGUUUU